AUGAACUUCAUCACGAGAAUGGGAAAGAAAGCCAUGGCGGCGGCUGCAUCAGUGGUUGAAGAGAAACCAGUCAAUGAGAAGGAUGUGAAGGAGAAUGCGGUAAAAGAUAAGAAGAAGCAGGGGGCUACUAAGGCCAUCGAGAAGGUUGAGAAAAACCAGAAGGCUCCAAAGAAUGACAAGAAAACAACCCCCAGCACGGGAGGAGAAGGAGCUGCAAAUGUGCAACUCAACGGAAGCGUAAGCAAAAAGGAAAAGGAAGUGGACGGUAAGAAGAACAACAACGCGAAGGAGAACAACGCAAGUGGUGCUAGUAGCAAUAAAGCUGAACAGAACCAGAACGCAACAAAGAAGAAAAAGAAAGUGAACAAAAAUAACAAGAAGGAGGAUGGACCUGCGGGUAACAUUAACGAGGAAUCCAUGGAGGAAGAAAAGAUGAACGAGAACCCUGCGCAAGGCAAGGCCAAGGGGGCGAAAAAGACCGACGGGAAGAAGGUGGACGGGAAGAAGGUGGACGGAAAGAAGGCUGAUGAGAAGAAGACGGAUGAGAAGAAGGCCGAUGCGAAAAAAACCGAUGCAAAGAAAACCGAAGUGGUGAAGGCCGAAGUGGCGAAGACCGAAGUGGCAAAGGCUGACGUGGUGAAGGAAGAAGCCAAAAAGGAUAUGAAAAAGGAACUCAAGCUGAAAGAUGACGAAAGGAAAAAAAUCGAAAACGACUUAAACAAAAAAUUUCUAAAGCUCAGCAAACAGGAUAACAAUAAAAAUAUCAACGAGAAAAUGGAAGCAGAAGUAAAGAGAAAAAGCGAGUACGAAAAUUUAAUCGCCUCAAUUAAUACAUCCAUCGCGAAAAUAAAUGCACAAACGCCCAGGCCAACGAACAUGAAAAUGUCAUCUGCAGAUGUGGAGAACAAAUGCAAAGAAGCUAAGCUGAAGAAGAAAAAAAUUAAUCCAAAAAAUGAAGAAGAAAUGGAAGAAGUAAACACGUAUAUUAACUAUCUAGAGGAACAAUUAAAUAUUACAAAAAAUUACGAAAAUUUUAAAAACUUCCAAAACAGGUUGAUCACUUUGAAAAAAUCAUGUGAAGAAAAAUUAAAGGAAAAUGUGAAAAGCAUGUCUGAAAUUAAAGACCAAGAAAAGAAAUUACGAUUUGUUGAUAAAAUAAUAAAAUUCAAAAAGGAAAAACAUAACGUAACCAUUGUGGAGGCAGACAUCACCAACAAAGAAUUUAUCAUGGCUAGUGAUAAAUAUAACCAGUUAAUAAAGCCCUUCAAUUUUAUUAAUAAGAUUCAGAAUAAAUAUGUUGUAUACGUGGAUAAAGUAAAUAACAACAACUUCGAGAAUAAAGUAUCCUUAUUCAUUUCAGGGUGUCAAGAAGAUAUAGAAAAUUUCAUAACGCAUAUAAAAAAUCUAGACUUAACGGAAAAGAAUUACGUAUAUAUGCCUAAUCGGAUCUUCAAAUCUAUGCUGAAUAUGCAUGAAGGUAGCUUUAAGAAAAUGGAGGAAGAGACAAAUGUCUUACUGCACAUUGAUAACGACACGUUGUACUACUGCGGAAUGAAGAGCGAUAUAGAAAAGUUGAAGGAAAUAAUCGAAAAGGCCAGCACGGAACAAAGUACGAACGCGAAGAAUAUUUCCAAGGAUAUCAAAUUGGAUUCUGUUCUAGGAAGAGGAUUCAACAAAAGUUUAUUAAAAGCAAUAGAGGUGAAGACGAACACAUUUAUCCGCAUGAAUUACGACCCCAAGAGUUUCGAAGCAUGGGCAACCAUCAAGGGAAAUAAAACGGCUGACAUAGAAGAAGCAGAGGAAAAACUGAACGAAAUUAUCAAAGGCUUAGAAUCUAAAUUUAUAGAAUUUGAUGAAAGAGAAAUGUUUAACCUGUAUAAAAAAUGUGCGUAUGAAUUGAACGACAUAAAAAUGAAUUUAAAUCUUUUUGUCGUACGUCAGGACAAUGGUAUUAGCCUUGUAGGAAAGGGAGAAAAUAUUCAGAAGGGAUUAGAAAUUUUGGAUUAUGUGAAAAAUGUGAUAUCCUCUAAAUCCGUGAAGAAAAAGGUAACGGAGGAAGAAGCGUACUUAUUCAAUGCCAACUACAGAAACUACAUCAAGACACAGACUGGCGCGGAAGUAAAAAUAUUUAACAAAACGAAUUAUAAAGAAUUAAAUAUCAGUGGAAAUAAAAACGAUAUAGACAAUGCUCUGAAGCUGAUUGAUGAGUUACUUGAGAAGAGAAAAUGUGUACAUGUUGAAAUUACGGAGAAGGUAAUUGCCAUGUUAUUAUCCUCGAAAGCACAGAAAAUAAAGGAAAUUGAAAAAGACACGUCGACAAGUAUUCAGAUAAACAAAAAUAACCAUGUGGCACAGAUAUAUGGACAUGAAGAAAAUAUUGCCCUAGCUAAGGAGGUUCUACAAAACUUGCUCCAAUCAUCUGACGAUAAAGAGGAAAAACAAACUACCAAUAAUAAUUACAUCACCGUCGAAAUGGUUGUCGAUACGGAAUACAUCGGAAGCAUUAUUGGAAAGAAGGGUAGAACUAUUAAUAAAAUUCAGGAAGAAACAUUUGCCAAAAAAAUACACAUUGAUAAGGAUAGUAAGAAGGUGCUAAUUCAAGGGACACCAAAAACUGUCGAGGCCGCCCAAAAAGAAAUUUUAAAAAUACUCAACAGAAGUAAGGAGGAAAAUGGACAAUAUAAUAAUUACCAAAACGAUCGCUAUAAAAAUUCCAAUCAUUCCUUAACACCAAAUAGGAGGAGUACAUACCAUAGUAGUAGCAACAACACGAGGUCUACCAACAACAAGUCUUCUUACCGACCAGAGUCGGCCAAAAACGGAGUCUACAUAAACACCAAUGAUGAAAAAGCUUUUCCCAGCCUCCACGACGUUAGUAAUAUUCAGUCGAGGAAGACGAAGAAGGCUAUCAACCAGGCCAAUGUGAAAAAGCAAGACGAGGAGCAACACGCAGCUGAGGCGAUGGUAGCAGACAAACAAUAG
Messenger RNA from Plasmodium knowlesi strain H, 2982 nucleotides. Its product is annotated as PRE-binding protein, putative. Gene Ontology annotation, biological process: regulation of gene expression. The transcript has a single exon. Bases 1 to 2982 code for a protein of 993 amino acids. The record is from RefSeq and is a predicted model, not a curated record. Gene Ontology annotation, cellular component: nucleus; cytoplasm. Gene Ontology annotation, molecular function: mRNA binding. NCBI's taxonomy places the organism in Eukaryota, Apicomplexa, Aconoidasida, Haemosporida, Plasmodiidae.